This is a messenger RNA of Gasterosteus aculeatus aculeatus (three-spined stickleback), 2204 nucleotides long. RefSeq names its product coronin 6 (gene coro6). Gene Ontology annotation, molecular function: actin filament binding. Lineage: Eukaryota; Metazoa; Chordata; Actinopteri; Perciformes; Gasterosteidae. The record is from RefSeq and is a predicted model, not a curated record. Gene Ontology annotation, biological process: cell migration; actin filament organization.
UCUGCUGUCCUGCCGAGGAGCGUCACGCAGUCGUCCGGUGCGUCUCCUCAGCAACUCCAGGGAACCGGAUCUCGAGGAAUAUCCUUCAAAGGAAUAACUGCAGCCGGCGGUGCAGGAGGAGAUCACACCACAGAAGACCUGUGCGAGUCGCCCGGAGAAGAGAGGGCUCCCCCCCCAACCUGAGCCAUGAGUCGCAGCAUUGUGCGGCAGAGUAAGUUUCGGCACGUCUUUGGUCAGACGGUCAAGGCCGAGCAGGGUUACGAUGACAUCCGUGUGUCCAAGGUGACGUGGGACAGCUCCUUCUGCGCCGUCAACCCAAAGUUUCUGGCGGUCAUUGUCGAGUCCAGCGGAGGAGGCGCGUUCCUGGUGCUGCCCCUCUCUAAGUCGGGUCGUGUGGAUAAGAACUACCCGCUUGUAGUCGGGCACUCUGGACCCGUCCUCGAUAUCGACUGGUGCCCUCAUGACGACAACAUCCUGGCCAGCGGCUCGGAGGACUGUACUGCGAUGGUGUGGCAGAUCCCAGAUCACUCACUGACCCGCCCCCUCUCCGACCCCGUCGUCGUCCUGGAGGGACACUCCAAACGUGUCGGUAUUGUCACCUGGCACCCGACCGCACGCAACAUACUCCUCACUGCGGGCAGUGAUAACCUGAUUAUAAUCUGGAACGUGGGGACGGGCGAGCCCCUCAUCUCCAUGGACGACCACCCGGACCUCAUCUACAGCAUCAGCUGGAACCGAAACGGCAGCUUGUUUUGCACCACCUGCAAGGACCGACGUCUGCGCGUCUGCGACCCGCGCAAGAGGGAGGUGGUUGCGGAACGUCUGGCUCCACAUGAGGGCAUCCGGCCAAUGAGAGCCAUCUUCACCAGAGAUGGAAACAUUUUCACCACAGGAUUCACCAGGAUGAGCCAGAGGGAGCUCGGACUUUGGGACCCGACAAACUUUGAAGAGCCCAUUGCAGUGUUGGAAUUGGACACAAGUAACGGAGUGUUGCUACCGUACUAUGACGCAGAUGCAAACAUGGUCUACCUCUGUGGAAAGGGGGACAGCAGCGUCCGUUACUUUGAGAUCACAGAUGAGCCCCCUUAUGUCCACUACCUGAGCACCUUCAGCACCAAGGAGCCCCAGAGAGGGAUGGGCUUCAUGCCCAAAAGAGGUGUGGACGUCAGCAAAUGUGAGAUCGCCAGGUUAUUCAAGCUCCUUGACAAGAAGUGUGAACCCAUCACAAUGACGGUGCCCAGAAAGUCGGAUCUCUUCCAAGAUGACCUGUAUCCGGACACAGCCGGCGCCGAGCCAGCCAUGGAGGCUGAGGAGUGGCUGGAUGGCCGUGAUGAAGAUCCGAUCCUGGUCUCCAUGAGGGAGGGCUACGUGCCGCCCAAGAGCCGGGAGCUCAAAGUGGCAAAGAAGAACGUGCUGGACUCUAAACCCACCGCUCGACGAAGCAUGUCCACUUUGGACACCAGCAGUCUGCCGCCUGAGCUGCUUCAGAGGCUGUUGGAGGAAAUUCAGAAUCUAAAGGCCACAGUUUUGUCCCAGGAGAAGAGAAUUUGUGAUUUGGAGAAUAAGCUUUCCCAGUUUACCAACGGCACUGACUGACAAACACACCUUUUGAGCAAGUGCUUCUAAAUUUCAGAAUAUCUAUAUGACUAUACUAAAACAAAUGUAAUAAAAUAUAAAAAUACCACUCACCUAAUAACUUAGUGUUACCCCUUUAAAAGGUAGCAUUGGGUAGGAAUAUGCAGGUGGACAAUGUUAACUGUCAGUCCAACUACUUUGAAUAAAUUACAUCUGUAAUAAUACAAUUCUGUCAUCGAAGGUUUACAAGUAGAAAAACACAAAUGACAGAAAAAUAGGUUUCUGCAUGAAAUGAUUGAAGUCUCUCUUGAAACAUUUGAUGCACAAACAUAUUUGAUAAUAAAUGUUCCUGAUUCCUGAUAGUACACACACACACACACACACACACACACACACACACACACACCGCCAUCAAAGACCAAGCAGGCGAACACACUCGGCACCUUUCUUUUGCAUUUCCCCCCCGUAUCAGACAAACACUGACGAGUUCAUUAAAUCUCCCUGAAAACUUUUCAAAAAUGUAAAUAGUGAUAAAAUGAAACCGUAGAAAAAUGUGAAAAGUAUGUUUUGUGUUCUGUAAAGGAUUAUACAUUAGACACAUGAAAAUAAAAAAGUGUUUUUUAAAAAUA